Messenger RNA from Microcebus murinus (gray mouse lemur), 5564 nucleotides. The record is from RefSeq and is a predicted model, not a curated record. Lineage: Eukaryota; Metazoa; Chordata; Mammalia; Primates; Cheirogaleidae.
UGUUGGUGUGUCUGUGUGUGGCAGUGUGUGUCUGUCAGUGUGUGUGUGAGUGUGUGUGUGUGCACACAUGUGGUGUGGUGUGAGGAACCCCGCUGAGGGUCUCCUAGGGCCACCAAACUGUACGGAGCUCAGCCUUGCUGUCCCUCAGUCCCAUGCUUCCUGCCCUGUGAUCCCCUGGAAAACAGGCCUUUGAAUGAGAGGCUCUCACCCCUCUGCAGCCAGACGCCUCAAGGGGAAGGUGCUUUUCUGAGGAGCAGCGGGGGGAGGCCUGGAAGAAGUGGGGCCUCAGGGGCCCUGGGCCCAUCACUCUGCCUGUCCCACCCAGCGGUGCCGCUCUGGCCCCUCUCCCCGGUAACCUGGAGGCUGGCCGGCACUGAAUAGCGGCUGCAGGCUGCCGACCAUACCAUUUAAACUUCCAGUGGGGGAAGGUGAGAGCCAUGGGGCCUCGAGAGGCAGCAAAACCCUCCCCCUGCGUCCCCCGUGCCUCCUGCCCGAGAGGGCUCCAAGGAGACAGGCUGGAGUGAGGCCAAGGCCGUGGGAAGGCUCGGGAGCCCCAGCUCCUCUGGACAGCCCCCUCCCUCCCUGCCCGGCUGCCAUACCGACCCUCCUGCAUGUCCUCUCCCCCAGGGCAGGGCCGGGAGUCUUGCAGACAAAGCCAGGCCCUGCCGGAGAGUGAGGGGAGAAGGCCCACUCUGCCGGGGCGGGCUGAGGGGUGCCGGGCACAGCAGAGCCCAGGGCAGGGUUGGGGGCACGGGCACCGCCCGCUGCUCCUCGGGCCUCCUGUGCACAGCUGAGAAGACCUCUCCGCCGAGCAGGACUGCCAAGGGCUGGCUCUGAGGUACACGCAGAGCCUGGGUGUGACUUGAGGCCUUCCCUCCUGCCGAGCCUCGGAGCCGUGAGUGAGACUAAGACGCAAGCUGGGAAGGAGGAAAUCUGCCAGCCCCCAGCCUCCUGCAAGACUCCCAGGUCUAAGGGAAAUACUUAUUAUUAUUAUUAUUUACGCGUAUCCUCUUUGGGAUUUCCUGUCCUGGUUAGAACUCAAAGACCACAAAUGCUGCCCUGCAGCUCCACGUAGCCCGCUCACAUGUCCUGUCUGGCCCGUGUAGUGUUGCACAUAUUUGAAAAUUCAUUUCCAGUUUAUUUGGUCUUGGCAGUGUCUCCCCUUGUCCCCUUCUUUCUUGCCUUAAAUUUGAAUUAGCUGCCAACAUUUAGGCAUCAGGAGUGUUUGCCUAAAACUUCCAGAUUUCUGCCUUCUCGCGAGAAACUGGCAGAGCCGACCACACGGGGCCUGCAGUCUGGCGCUGGCACCGUCAGACUGGGCUGGGCCCCUCUGCGUCCUCAGAAGGGCCCGGCCAGCGCUCUCCAGGCAGCCCUGCCCACCUGUCCCCUCUGGUCACGCAGUGUCUGCUGGCCAGGCUCUGUAGGCAUUUUUAUUUGCAAUCCCAGACAUACUGAACCCAAAGCUCAGCCUGAUUUCCCAUCUACAGGGACCACCUGCCGGGCUCCCUCUAACGGGAUCCUCUUAAGGGAUAACGGAAAUGCCCUGUCAGGUGACUGAUGUCCCCAGGGAGGUUUCCAGCCCUUGCUUGUCAACCCCCUUGGGGCUUAUUUCCUACCUGUUUCCCCGAGCAGCUCACUGAGCUCCCAGAGAGGGCUGGGCCAGAGGGGUGGAAAGGCCGCGGGGCUAGGUGUCAGGAAACCUGGGCUUUGUUUGGCCACUGACUCACAAUGUGGCUCAGGCUUGGCUGUCCCCUGAUUGGGCCUCGGUUUCCCUACCUGUCAUGGGAGCAGGUUGGACUACAUUGGAAAACCCACAAGGCCAGGCUGGUGAAAUAAGGUAUGUGGUGGGCUUUUGGGGGAGUGUGGCGAGCUGGCACCCGGGCCCUGUCCAAACGGGACAGUUGCUGCCAGUAUCGGGCAGGAACACAGGCCCAGUGCUGCCAGUGGUGAAUUCUGACAUUUUAAGAGAGGCCAGGCACACAGAUAUUUACGUGAAAUCUUUUUUUUUGAAAUUCACGAUUAUAUUUAUGAAAACACUGUAGGGACCCAAUAAAACACACCUGUAGGCCCCUAAUUUGCAGCCUUGGGACAUCAGAUAGUUGCCAGGGGCCCUGCCAGCUGUAGCAUCUAACCAUCUGAGGCUCGCUCCUGGUCACAGAGCAAGUUACUGACGGAGCUGGUCCUAGAUCUCAAGUUUUCAGGCCUAAGACUUCAUGGAAAUUUAUGGGAAUGAAGAGAAAAUGCCGAAAGGCAAGUCUCUUGUCUCCUCCACGGCAGAUGGGGUACGGGGUGUAGCAGAGAGAGAACCGGCACUCAGCCUGGCCCCAUCACCUACCAGCGGUGUGUGCACUUGGCCUUGCCAUCUUUCUGGGCCUUGCUGCGCUAACCUGUCAUGUGGCCCUGAUGCUAUGUGGUUGGAUAGUCCCAGCCCCAUCAAUAUUCCCGGGAAAGUCUCCCCUCCCUCCCCUGCCCAGGUCCAGCUGAUCUGCCUCUGAGCUUCUGUCCUGUUGCUGUUGCAGAAGCCAUGAGCACAGAGGGCCCCAGCCUCACCAGCGCCCCGGCCACCAAGCCCCUCACCUUCCUCUCAGCUCUGGUCACCCCGGGGCCCCCUGUGGAGGCAGCUGACCCCCUCCCCGUGCUCAUUGCCCUGGCCUGCAUCUUCCUCCUGCUGGCCACCUGUCUGCUGUUUAUGACGCUCUGCAAGCCGGCCCCGCUGGACCCGAGCCGCCGCAGGGCUCGAGAGUGCAUGCCCCACCACCCCGGGAGCCCCAGCGAGCCCCAGCUCCGGCUCUGGAAGCGCCUGGGCUCGCUGCGCCGCUCCCUGCACAGCUUCCGCCGCGGCAGGCCUGCCGCCCCUCGACGCCCCCUGCCGGAAUGCAGUGACAACCGCAGCGACUGUGACUGCACGGAAUCUACCAAGAUGUGACAGGUGUCCACGCACAGAUCCACCUGCAGAUCCUCCUGCCUCGGAUGGAGCCUGGCACUGCAGGCAGACAGUGGCCCAAGCAACCUGGGCCACACGCUCACCCCCAGCGGUUUCCUGUGUGUCUAGGCCGGUGCCCCUUCCCAGAGAUGUCUCCCGGAAGAGUAUCUCUGUGGACCCCCCAGCUGCUGCUUGCUAGAAGACCCCUGGAUCAAGGGAUGAGCACCCACAGCCACGUGGGCCCUUGGCCUGAGGCUCCGCAGGGUAUAAUCUGGGGCUCCCUGGGACACCUUUCUGGCAACUAGUAUCAACCACCUUCUGGAAACAGCACCCCUGCACCCCAACAGAAGCCCCACCCUCCCUCCAGGAUCCGAAAGUUGGCAUGGCCACAAGUUCCCUCCAGCCGAGCGAAACACUCAGCCUGCCCUAGGAGCAGGGUACUGUCCUGCCGUCUGUGCUGACUCAGCGCCCAAGGCAAGAGGGAACCCAGGACUCCUCUCCUUGGACUUCCUGGGCCCUGCCAGUGUCUUCCUGGUAAUCCGUGGGAACAGCCACCACGCUCCUGGCGGAUCAGAUGCCUGGGUGCCAGCGGGAAGCAGGGGCAAGCAGGAAGCCACCAGAGCACACCCUGGCAGCCGUCUUGACGGGCCCCCUUCGAGGCGCCCACGUCAGGGUCGGCAGGGAAGGGGCUGAGUGGGUUGAGAGGCUGGUUUCAGAGUUCAGGCUCCUGCUGCGACAGGGUGGCAAGAGGCAGAGCACUGCCAGCAGCUGGAGGGGAUGCCAGCCGGGCUCUGCAGGCGCCUCACAGUGGCUCCAUGCCUCACCCAGGGAAAGGGGCAGCCUCCCCUCGGGUGGGAUGGCCGGGACCCCUCCAGGGCAGCUGUGGGACCUCAGGCCUGGACCACACUAGUCAUGCUAUGUGUGUUUUUGGUGAUUGCCGCACUGACUGUCUAGCUGCCAAAGCAAUCCCACCCAGGAGAGACUUCACAGAGUCCCAAACCCUUGAUCUCUCCUCCGAAGGCCUGGGUUAAAUGCUUUGGUUUGGUCCUGAGUUUGGAGAGUGGGCAGAGUGGGGCCUGAGCUGCCUAGCUCCUGUCCCAGAGACCCAGCUGGCCAGGGGCCCACCAUGGAGCUGCCCUGGCCCAUAGUGUCACCUUCCUGUGACCCACAGUGAAGGCAGCCAAGUCAUCUUAAUGAGUGAGCUCUGGUUUGCCACUCCCCAGUUCCCAAACCUUCACUGGCUCCCUAAGGCUAGCUGGAUGCAGCUAAAGUUUCUUAGCCUAGAGUGCAGUGCUCUCUGGGAUCUGGCUGCAACUUACCUUUCGAGUCUCAUUUUGACCCAAGACUGCAGGCAAACUGAACUACCUGUCCUCCCCGACUGUCCCUCAUGCCUCACACAGCACCCACUCCGUGAAGCUCUUUGCCCUCCAGCUGAACCACCCUUGCUCCUCCUGGCCAUGUGGGGCACUCCUGUCUCUGUCUUCUCCUUCCUCCAAGCCUGGGAGCUUGCAAAAAGCCAGACCUUGCCCAGUGCCUUGCUUUGACUCCUCAGCUCUGGGCACACAAGUAUGUGGCCUCUGUUUGUAGAGUGAGGGGUGGCCCAGCCUGGGUGUCCCCGCCCUGCAAAGCAGAAGGAGUCCUAGUGGAAGCCCACACAACACAGAGCCCUCUUCUGCCCUCGGAUGCCCCUAGAAAGAAGAUUCCUAUCUGAGUAGGCCCCGCUGAGAGACCCCAUACGCUGGCCCUCCAGGUCGAUCAGACCUCAAAGAGCAAGUCUGGCUGUGCAAGAAACUUACUCAUGGGGCCUUGGGGAAGCCACCCUGAGACCAUGGAUUUCUCCCUGGGAAAUGGCGAGAGUCAGGAUCAGGGCUGCCCUACAUUACUCAGACUCUAGGAUUUCAGCCCAAGCAGUGUUGAGUAAACAGAAACCAAUUCUUUGGGGUUUAGAAAGUGGGGCAGGCCUCCUCCCAAAAGGUUUUGUUCCUCCUCCCUUUCCGCUUGUUAACCUCUUCCUGGUUUGCUUCCCUGAGGCCUCUCUGAAACAUCCCUGGCUGAAUUCAGUCUGCAGCCACCCGCUCCUGGCCAGAGCGGCCUGCCACCAGGGUCCUGGCAGUUGGGGGCAGCGGAGAGGGCUGCUCUGAGGCCUGGAGGAGGAGGAAAAGCUGGGGUGGGGAGGGGAGCUCUCAGAGGUGUGGCGGUACCCCCAGCUUGGGCAGCCCACUGGUCCGGGGACACUGUCAGUAAGCUGGGCUGGGGCCCAGCUAUGUGGGGAGGGUCCAAGUCCUCAUGAGCCGAGGCCCAGAGGAGAAAACACUCCUCCUUUCUCCUUCUAGAAGCAGCCACCAUACUCUUGCAAAUCCCCAGGCUUCCUGGGCUCUCCACGCUCCUAGGAGUCAGCCCCUGCUCCCAGGCCCUUUCCUGCCUCCUCCUGGUCCUGAUGCAGGAGGUGGGCAUACUCCCGGCCUCCCAUGUCCCUGCCCCUCCCAAGCCCGGGAGCCCGGCCCAGCGGGCAGGUCCAGAUCUGCUGUGUUUGGCUCAGCCUCUGAAUCGGGUCGGAAACCCCGAGGCUGGCAGCGAGGAAUUCAUUCCCGGCCUCUCUCCCCACCCAGCAACGAAGGCCUCCUGGGCAGGCGGGGGCGGG